GAUUGCCAGUCAAAAUUGAGAAAGGGCACUCAAAUCCCGGAUCUGAAGGCAGAGAGUUACAGACAGACUGUGCGAGUAAUUCAAGCAAAAAGCGAAACGAAUUAAUGGCUGAUGCUGCAGUGAGUUUUGUGGUGGAGAAACUUGGUAAUUUGAUAGUGCGAGAAGCCAUCAAUUUUCGUGGAGUGAGAGGCGAAGUGGAGUGGUUGAAACGAGAACUGGAGACAAUGCAGUGCUUCUUAGAAGAUGCAGAUGAAAAGAGUAGCAAGGGAGAUGAUGAGAGGAUCAAGAUUUGGGUUAGAGAUAUGGGAGAUUUGGCUUUUGAAAUCGAGGCCAUAAUUGACACUUUAUUGGAUUUUCAUCUCCGUAGACAACAGAAGAAGGAGCAGGGUCGCACUGGUUUCAUGGAAAGGUUUAUAUUUAUAUUUGAUGAAUUGGUCUGGAGACGCAAGGUUCAUGUGGAUGUUGAAGGGAUAAAAGCUAAGUUGUACGACUUAUUUGAAAGGAGAGAACGUUAUGGCAUUGCUAAUAAAGUUGAAACACAUGGCACAACUAGUCAGUAUAGAAGAAGUCAAGACAUGAUCCCUAAGUUACCUCAACUGAGUGAUGAAAUUUAUAUUGUUGGGUUUGGUGAUGAGAAGAAAAAGAUUGUACAAGAGUUGGUUGACAUAAACAAUACAAAUCGGUCAGUGAUCUCUAUCGUGGGUAUGGGUGGUCGGGGAAAGACCACACUUGCUAAAUCCAUUUAUAAUGAUCAUGAAGUCAGGAGAAGUUUUAAUAUUUUUGCAUGGGUAAUCAUAUCUCAAGAAUAUACCAUCCAUGAAAUUUUGAAGAGAAUCGCAUCAGAAGUUUCAGCAACUCCAACAAUCCAAGGUCUCUCAGUUGCUAUUUCUGAAAAGUUGGAGAAAUUCAAGUACUUGAUUGUUCUUGAUGAUGUUUGGGAAGUAGAUGUAUGGGAUCAAUUACAAAGAGUUUUUCCAGAUGUUAAUAAUGGAAGCAGAGUUAUUAUCACUACUCGCAUGUUUAAUGUCGCUAAGAUCGCAGAUCCUACUGCUCAACCUCAUACUUUGCGUGCCUUAAAUGAAGAGGAGAGCUUGGAGUUGUUUCUUCGCAAGGCUUUUCCAACGCAAGAUAUUGGAACAUAUUGCCCGAUAAAUUUGGUUGAAUAUGCUUAUCGGUUAGUUCAGAGGUGCAGGGGUCUACCACUAGCACUAGUAGUCCUUGGAGGACUUGUCUCAACUAAACCAAUAACCAAUGAUGCAUGGCAGAAAGUUGUUGAGCAGAUAAAAUGGCAAUUUGAGGUAGUUGGAGAAAGAUGGUUAGAACUGCUUGCAGUGAGUUAUUAUGAUUUACCAUAUUACUUGAAGUUAUGUUUUUUCUAUUUUGGUUGCUUCGGAAAGGUCAUGGAUAUUCCUGCAAAAACAUUAAUUAGAUUGUGGUCAGGAGAAGGUGUUUUACCAAUGAGAAAUGGUAAAACCAUGGAAGAAAUUGGAAUGGAUUGCUUGGAAGAGUUAGCACAAAGAUGUUUGAUCCAAGUUACCAAGAGUAAAUAUGAUGAUAGUGUAAAGUAUUGCCAAAUCCAUGAUCUCUUGCGUGAUCUAUGCAUUCGGGAAGCCAAAGAGAGAAGAUUUCUUGAAUUCUACAAAGAUGAGACAGUUUAUGCAACUAUGUCAAAUGCAGCUCGACAUCUAAUCAUAUUUAAGCAUAUUGAGGCUCUAAACUUUUCUAACUCAAACUUGCAGGGUUUAUUCUAUGGUGACCAUGAUCCUCUGACCUUCAAAGUUCUGAAAGGACAACUCAGCAGAUUUAAAUUAUUAAGAGUGGUUUAUUUGAAUAUUCUGGAUAUAUCAGAAUUUCCAAGUGAAAUCAAAUCAUUAAUUCAUUUAAGAUAUCUUGAGUUGCAUGCUGACAAUCUGGAGGAAGUUCCUUCAUGGAUUGGUUAUCUCCACAAUCUCCAGACCUUUAUUAUCAGAAGUAAGGUUUUAGAAAUGAUACACGAUUCACUCUGGAGGAUUGAGAGUCUCAGGCAUGUUGACAUACCUACAUCAUCAUCGGCUGCUGUACCAAAUAUGGGAAAUGCGGUACCAAAGAAUUUGCAGACUUUAAAAGGUUUAACUGCUGGAUCAUGGAUUGGGAAUAUGCUGCCAAAUAUCACAAAUCUAAGCAAAUUGAAUAUUUGUGAAAUCUCUGAUGACCAUGCCAAUGCACUAUCUUCAGCAUUACCGAAAUUGGGUCGUCUUGCCUCCUUAUCUAUGGAUGGAGAUGAAAUUCCUUCGGACAAUAUCAUUAAAGCAUUUUCCAAUCAAAGCUGCCUCAAGAAAUUGUCUCUCUAUGGAAAGUUGAACCGCAAACGUCUUCCACACAAUGAUGAAUUUCCUCAACAACUAGUAAGCCUAAGUCUUAUAUAUUCUGAAUUGGAGCAUGACCCAAUGGAAACACUAGAGAAGCUUCCAUGUCUCAAGCAUCUUGAACUUGGAGAUGACUCAUAUGGAGGCAAACAGAUGAUAUGUUCCAAAGCAGGUUUCCCUCAACUGUUAUUCUUGAGCAUCAGGUGUUGUGAUGAACUUGAGAAGUGGGAGAUAGAGGAGAUGGCAAUGCCACGUCUCAAGUCUUUACAGCUUUGUUAUUGCCCAAAACUGAUGGUGAUUCCAGAAGGAUUGAAGCAUGUGCCACUUGAUCAAUUGGUAUUGAAACAUAUGCCGGACAACUGGUACAAGAUAGACGACUGGUACGAGAUGCAACAUGUGCCCAUGCCCAAAAUCUCCAUUGAAUCAUAAGGGAGAGUGACGAGUGCUUUCGGACUUCAGAGAAGCUCCAGAUUAAGAAACAAGGAAGACUGAUGCAUGAUGUUUCUUUUAAACUAUACUUUAUCUUAUGUCCGUGUGGAUGUUUGUGAUUUUAUUCAUGUGAUGUAAUUGGGUUUGGUAUUUUGUGGGUGUAUACCCUGCAGAUUACAUGUGUUUGUGGUUUUGUUCUUGUAAUGUAAUUGGAUUUAAUACUUUGUGAUUUUUUAUCUAUCUGUGUGUGACAAUAUAUAUCUCACUAUUUUUAUUA
Messenger RNA from Dioscorea cayenensis subsp. rotundata (Guinea yam), 3051 nucleotides. Its product is annotated as probable disease resistance RPP8-like protein 2. Gene Ontology annotation, molecular function: ADP binding. NCBI's taxonomy places the organism in Eukaryota, Viridiplantae, Streptophyta, Magnoliopsida, Dioscoreales, Dioscoreaceae. The transcript is spliced from 4 exons. The coding region runs from base 105 to 2774 and encodes 889 amino acids. Gene Ontology annotation, biological process: defense response to other organism. The record is from RefSeq and is a predicted model, not a curated record.